Molecule: messenger RNA, 798 nt
Organism: Orbicella faveolata
Lineage: Eukaryota; Metazoa; Cnidaria; Anthozoa; Scleractinia; Merulinidae
Product: RING-type E3 ubiquitin-protein ligase PPIL2-like
Biological process (GO): protein folding; protein peptidyl-prolyl isomerization; protein polyubiquitination
Cellular component (GO): catalytic step 2 spliceosome
Molecular function (GO): peptidyl-prolyl cis-trans isomerase activity; ubiquitin protein ligase activity
Source: RefSeq, a predicted model, not a curated record
GAUUUGCUCAAUAGCAAGAAACAUUUCCAGGUUUAUAGUCUCAUCGUCAGCUCAGCUGAUUACAUAACAUUUCAAAAGACAGAAUGUAAAGAGAAGGUUGUGAUGCAGGUAACAUUGAAAACAAUUAAAUUUUCUCUGUGUUACAUUUUAGAUGUACCUGAGAAGGCCAGCUUUAGAAGGUUACCAUUUCAUUGCUGCAGCCUUUCCAUGCAGCCAUUUGAACAUCCACUCUGCACUAAAGAUGGCAUCAUAUUUGAUUUGCUAAAUAUUGUUCCUUAUCUCAAGAAAUAUGGGAAAAACCCAGUCACAGGAGAACCUCUGCAGGCCAAGGAACUUGUAAAACUGAAUUUUCACAAGAAUGCCGAGGACAAAUAUCACUGUCCUGUAACAUUCAAAGUCUUCAAUAACAACUCACACAUUGUUGCUGUCAAAACAACUGGAAAUGUCUUCUCAUAUGAUGUAGGUUAAAAGUCUUUGCAUUUCCCAUGUACUACUUUUAGUUCCUGACCAGUGCUGAAUGAAUCAGAGGAUGAAGAAAUAAACCAGUCAAAGGAAUAAUUCCUUUCUUUGGUUUGUAAACUGACAAAUUUGUGGUUCUCUAGGUUCUUUUUGAUGCAAAUAUAAUAUAAAUAUUUUCUUAAUUUUAUCCCUGAAUGAGACAUGAAGCUUUGUUUUCUUAGUGCCUUCCUUUUGGGUGGGAAAGUGUAUGCCAAGUGUAUGGUGGGGAGUGGAUAUAAAUCUUUGUCAUAUGCUUGAACCAGUAGUUUAUGUCAAAGAAACUUUAGUGUGAUAUGGCAA